Molecule: messenger RNA, 456 nt
Organism: Lindgomyces ingoldianus
Lineage: Eukaryota; Fungi; Ascomycota; Dothideomycetes; Pleosporales; Lindgomycetaceae
Exons: 2
Coding region: 1-456 (151 amino acids)
Source: RefSeq, a predicted model, not a curated record
AUGGCCGCGAGAAGCACCACCGGAGCCAGUGGGAAGGCGGAAGGCGGCUGGGCCAAGCAGGACACAGGACAGGCAAGAUGGAGCGCACGGAAAGCACAGUCGAGCGUGCCACAGGUCCCACGACAGAGCAGAAGCAAAGCGAGUGGAAUGCUGGCGACGCGGGGACAGCGGGUGGAGGGGAGAGAGGAGAGGGAACAAGAUGGCGCGCAAGUGCUGGCCACAAUGCCCGUCUAUCUGACCUUCCUGACGACAGUAUCGCAGAGCUUGAUCAGAGAUGAGGUGCUGCGACUUUCGAUACGAGACCCGGUGUGUGAGAAUCCGCUAUCAGCGCCUCUGCAUGCGAGCAUCAAUGGGGUCCCUGCUUGCGUGGCCUUCGUCCGCCGUCAUGGGGAGAUGAUCCACCGCCGCCGACUCAGGAGAUCUGAAGGAGGCGUUUGUCGCCUACCGCUACGAUAG